AUGCAAAAUUCCAAAAUAUCUUCAAAUCAUUUGUCAUCACUUUCGUCAUUGAAUUCAAGUCAUCAUGAUUCUACAUCUAAUAAUCGUAGGAAUAGAUUAAAAAUUCCUGAUUUAUCUGAAUAUGAAUAUGUUGGCCGACUAGUAACACGCGAACGACCAAUUAUUCGAAAAUCAAAUACAUUACAUGAAAAUUUUAUGCCUUCUUUAAAUACAAAUAAAAAAUAUCGAUCGACGCAGUCUCAUCGUCAAACAAUUCAUGAAGAAAAUAUAAUGUCAUCAGAUGAAGACGUAAAUAGUCUCAAUAAGCCAUUCAGUGUAAUCAAAAUAAAUGAUCAACAUAUUCGAGAGAUUUAUAAAUUACCCACUCCACCACCUGAAGUCAAACGAGUUUUUCGUCGUCUUCGUUCGCCUGAACCAAAACUAAUCGAACGAAUAUUUGUUCGUCGACCAACACCAGAAAUUAUUGAAAAUAUUAUUGAAGUACCACGACAAAAAGUUCGUAUUGUCAAUCGAGAAAAAUAUUUACGUCAAUCAGAACCAAUUAUUCGAACAAAAUUUGUUCGUUUAAAACGACGUCAUCGCGAUCAAAAUGAAGCACAAUCACAAUCAUACAUUCCUUCUAAUCAAUAUCUUCAACAACCAACAAUAUCUACUUAUACUUCCCAACUAAAUCCAGAUUCUAUGAUUUAUUGUCAAUCAAGCAUUCUACCACAGGUUACAUUGAAGCCUAAAAUAUUACAAGCGCCUUGUUAUACUUAUUAA
Messenger RNA from Rotaria sp. Silwood2, 762 nucleotides. The record is from the annotation of a GenBank genome assembly. Lineage: Eukaryota; Metazoa; Rotifera; Eurotatoria; Philodinida; Philodinidae.